CACGUGAGGGAAAUCAGAUGACUGGACUUGUAGAUACUAACGGUUCUGAAGCGGGUAGGUUAGCUUUCCAACCGCCUGGAUGACGGUCUCAGCCUCCUCCCGACCCCUUCCUGCGCGUCCGCUCUUCCCCUGCGCCCGCCCGCGCCCCUCCGCCCGCGCCCCGGCCCCGCCCCAGGCCUCGCCUCCGCUUCAGCGCCGCCGGCUGCAGCCAGGAGCAGCCGCCGCGCCUGCAGACCGGCCUCGCGGAGCCCGCGCACCGAGCCCCACAAUGGCUUAUUCAGAAGAGCAUAAAGGUGUGCCCUGUGGUUUCAUCCGCCAGAAUUCCGGCAACUCCAUUUCCUUGGACUUUGAGCCCAAUAUAGAGUACCAGUUUGUGGAGCGGUUGGAAGAGCGCUACAAAUGUGCCUUCUGCCACUCGGUGCUUCACAACCCCCACCAGACAGGAUGUGGGCACCGCUUCUGCCAGCACUGCAUCCUGUCCCUGAGAGAAUUAAACACAGUGCCAAUCUGCCCUGUAGAUAAAGAGGUCAUCAAAUCUCAGGAGGUUUUUAAAGACAAUUGCUGCAAAAGAGAAGUCCUCAACUUAUAUGUAUAUUGCAGCAAUGCUCCUGGAUGUAAUGCCAAGGUUAUUCUGGGCCGGUACCAGGAUCACCUUCAGCAGUGCUUAUUUCAAGCUGUGCAGUGUUCUAAUGAGAAGUGCCGGGAAGCAGUCCUACGGAAAGACCUGAAAGAGCAUUUGAGUGCAUACUGUCAGUUUCGAGAGGAAAAAUGCCUUUAUUGCAAAAAGGAUGUGGUAGUCAUCAAUCUACAGAAUCAUGAGGAAAACUUGUGUCCUGAAUACCCAGUAUUUUGUCCCAACAAUUGUGCGAAGAUUAUUCUAAAAACUGAGGUGGAUGAACACCUGGCUGUAUGUCCUGAAGCUGAGCAAGACUGUCCUUUUAAGCACUAUGGCUGUGCUGUAACGGAUAAACGGAGGAACCUGCAGGAACAUGAGCAUUCAGCCUUACGGGAGCACAUGCGUUUGGUUUUAGAAAAGAAUGUCCAAUUAGAAGAACAGAUUUCUGACUUACACAAGAGCCUAGAACAGAAAGAAAGUAAAAUCCAGCAGCUAGCAGAAACUAUAAAGAAACUUGAAAAGGAGUUCAAGCAGUUUGCACAGUUGUUUGGCAAAAAUGGAAGCUUCCUCCCAAACAUCCAGGUUUUUGCCAGUCACAUUGACAAGUCAGCUUGGCUAGAAGCUCAAGUGCAUCAAUUAUUACAAAUGGUUAACCAGCAACAAAAUAAAUUUGACCUGAGACCUUUGAUGGAAGCAGUUGAUACAGUGAAACAGAAAAUUACCCUGCUAGAAAACAGUGAUCAAAGAUUAGCCGUUUUAGAAGAGGAAACUAACAAACAUGAUACCCACAUUAAUAUUCAUAAAGCACAGCUGAGUAAAAAUGAAGAGCGAUUUAAACUGCUGGAGGGCACUUGCUAUAAUGGAAAGCUCAUUUGGAAGGUGACAGAUUACAAGAUGAAGAAGAGAGAGGCGGUGGAUGGGCACACAGUGUCCAUCUUCAGCCAGUCCUUCUACACCAGCCGCUGUGGCUACCGGCUCUGUGCUAGAGCAUACCUGAAUGGGGAUGGGUCAGGGAGGGGGUCACACCUGUCCCUAUACUUUGUGGUCAUGCGAGGAGAGUUUGACUCACUGUUGCAGUGGCCAUUCAGGCAGAGGGUGACCCUGAUGCUUCUGGACCAGAGUGGCAAAAAGAACAUUAUGGAGACCUUCAAACCUGACCCCAAUAGCAGCAGCUUUAAAAGACCUGAUGGGGAGAUGAACAUUGCAUCUGGCUGUCCCCGCUUUGUGGCUCAUUCUGUUUUGGAGAAUGCCAAGAACGCCUACAUUAAAGAUGACACUCUGUUCUUGAAAGUGGCCGUGGACUUAACUGACCUGGAGGAUCUCUAGUCACUGUUAUGGGGUGAUAAGAGGACUUCUUGGGGCCAGAACUGUGGAGGAGAGCACAUUUGAUUAUCAUAUUGACCUGGAUUUAGACUCAAAGCACAUUUGUAUUUGCCUUUUUCCUUAAUGUUUGAAGUCAGUUUAAAACUUCUGAAGUGCUGUCUUUUUACAUUUUACUCUGUCCCAGUUUAAAACUUAAAACUCUUAGAAUAUUCUCUUAUUAUUUAUAUUUUUAUAUUUCUUGAAAGAUGGUAAGUUUCUUGAAGUUUCUGGGGCGUUUCUCUUUUACUGGUGCUUAGCGCAGUGGCUCGGGCACUCUAAAUAUUGAGUGUUAUGGAGGACACAGAGGUAGCAGAAUCCCAGUUGAAAAUGUUUUGAUAUUUUAUUGUUUGGCCUAUUGAUUCUAGACCUGGCCUUAAGUCUGCAAAAGCCAUCUUUAUAAGGUAGGCUGUUCCAGUUAAGUAGUAGGUGAUGUAGUUACAAAGAUAAUAUGCUCAGUUUGGACCUUUUUUUCAGUUAAAUGCUAAAUAUGUGAAAAUUACUAUACCUCUAAGUAUUUUCAUGAAAUUCACCAGCAGUUUGCAAGCACAGUUUUGCAAGGCUGUAUAAGAACUGGUGAAUGGGGUAAGCAUUUUCAUUCUUCCUGCUGAAGUAAAGCAGAAAGUACUGUAUAGUAUAUGAGAUAUAGCCAGCUAGCUAAAGUUCAGAUUUCAUUCGGUUCAACCCUAUGAAAAAAACUAUUUUCAUAGGUCAAAAAUGGUAAAAAAAAUUAGCAGUUUCAUAAGAUUCAACCAAAUAAAUAUAUAUAUACACACACAUACAUAUACACCUAUAUAUGUGUGUAUACAAACAGUUCGAAUGUAUUUUGGUAACAGUAAUAAAUCAAUGUGAGGAUGGAUAGAAUUUAGUAUAUGAUAGAGAAAAUGUCAUAAAUGGAUAAAAGGAAUUUACGCCCUCUCCCUCUCCCUCUCCCUCUCCCCUUUCCACGGUCUCCCUCUCAUGCCGAACCCUCUCCCUCUCUUUCCAUGGUCUCCCUCUCAUGCCGAGCCGAAGCUGGACUGUGCUGCUGCCAUCUUGGCUCACUGCAACCUCCCUGCCUGAUUCUCCUGCCUCAGCCUGCCGAGUGCCUGCUAUUGCAGGCGCGCGCCGCCACACCUGACUGGUUUUCGUAUUUUUUUGGUGGAGACGGGGUUUCGCUGUGUUGGCCGGGCUGGUCUCCAGCUCCUAACCGCGAGUGAUCCGCCAGCCUCGGCCUCCCGAGGUGCCGGGAUUGCAGACGGAGUCUGGUUCACUCAGUGCUCAAUGGUGCCCAGGCUGGAGUGCAGUGGUGUGAUCUUGGCUCGCUACAACCUCCACCUCCCAGCCGCCUGCCUUGGCCUCCCAAAGUGCCGAGAGUGCAGCCUCUGCCCGGCUGCCACCCCGUCUGGGAAGUGAGGAGCGUCUCUGCCUGGCCGCCCAUCGUCUGGGACGUGAGGAGCCCCUCUGCCUGGCUGCCCAGUCUGGAAAGUGAGGAGCGUCUCUGCCCGGCCGCCCAUCGUCUGAGAUGUGGGGAGCGCCUCUGCCCGGCCACGACCCCGUCUGGGAUGUGAGGAGCACCUCGGCCCGGCCACGACCCCGUCUGGGAGGUGAGGAGCACCUCUUCCCGGCCACCCCGUCUUGAGAAGUGAGGAGACCCUCCACCUGGCAACCGCCCCGUCUGAGAAGUGAGGAGCCCCUCCGCCUGGCAGCCGCCCCGUCUGAGAAGUGAGGAGCCCCUCCGCCCGGCUGCCACCCCGUCUGGGAAGUGAGGAGCGUCUCCGCCCAGCAGCCACCCCGUCCAGGAGGGAGGGUGGGGGUCAGCCCCCGCCAGGCCAGCUGCCCCGUCCGGGAGGGAGGUGGGGGGUCAGCCCCCCGCCCGGCCAGCCGCCCCGUCCGGGAGGUGUACCCAACAGCUCAUUGAGAACGGGCCACGAUGACAAUGGCGGUUUUGUGGAAUAGAAAGGGGGGAAAGGUGGGGAAAAGAUUGAGAAAUCGGAUGGUUGCUGUGUCUGUGUAGGGGGAGGUAGACAUGGGAGACUUUUCAUUUUGUUCUGUACUAAGAAAAAUUCUUCUGCCUUGGGAUCCUGUUGAUCUAUGACCUUACCCCCAACCCUGUGCUCUCUGAAACAUGUGCUGUGUCCACUCAGGGUUAAAUGGAUUAAGGGCGGUGCAAGAUGUGCUUUGUUAAUAAACAGAUGCUUGAAGGCAGCAUGCUCGUUAAGAGUCAUCACCACUCCCUAAUCUCAAGUACCCAGGGACACAAACACUCUGCCUAGGAAAACCAGAGACCUUUGUUCACUUGUUUAUCUGCUGACCUUCCUUCCACUAUUGUCCUAUGACCCUGCCAAAUCCCCCUCUCCGAGAAACACCCAAGAAUGAUCAAUAAAAAAUAAAAAAUUAAAAAAAUUUAAAAAAAAAGGAAAAAAAAUUUUUAAAAAAAGGAAUUUACAACUUGAGGAGAAAACCUUUACAAUUUCCUAUGGGUGUCAGAAGUACUCUCAGCGAAAACUGAUGGCUAAAACAGUAUCUACUAUUCUCUGAUAACUCUUUUUUUGAGACAGAGUUUCAUUGUCACCCAGGCUGGAGUGCAGCGGCGUGAUCUCAGCUCACUGCAACCUCUGCCUCCUGAGUUCAAGUGAUUCUCCUGCCUCAGCCUCCUGAGUAGCUGGGAUUACAGGCGCCCAUCACCACACCCAGGUAAUUUUUGUAUUUUUAGUAGAAACGGAGUUUUGCCAUGUUGGCCAAGCUGGUCUCAAACUCCUGACCUCAAGUGAUCUGCCCGCCUCGGCCUCCCAAAGUGCUGAGAUUACAGGCAUGACCCACCGCGUCAAGCCUCUGACAACUAUUGAAUUUGUAAGCUGCUAUGCAAAUGGGCAUUUAUAUAAACUUGUAAUGUUUCUUGUCAGAAUUCUGAGUACUUUGUGAAGAACAGAAAUGAUCAUGUUCUUAUGCAUCUAUCUGUAUGGGUCUGAAGGUGUACAAACUGAGAUGAGUCCUUAUGACUCUUGAUAAGCCUGAGUUUAACAACAACAAAAAUGCCAAGUUGUCCUGAGCUCUUCUGUGUUGUUAUGCCACUUCCCUACUGCUCAUAUGCACGCUGGCUCCCCUGGGCACGCAAGGAUGAGUAUGGGCCAUGGGCCCCUGCAGAGCUGCUUACCUGGUGAUGACCAUGCACCUUACAAUUUCUGAACAGUUAACCCUAUAGAAGCAUGCUUUAUAUGAGUGUCUUCUGGGAAGAGGAACCUUCUUAAUCUCUUCAAAAUUUCAAAUGCUCUUCAAAAUUUUCAAAAUGCUAAAGACUCACACUGCAGCAAUCAUCCCAGAUGAUUAAAUUCAAAGAAAUAGGUUCACAACAGGAAUAUACUGAAGAACUAGAGUGUCGCUGCUGGUAAACUGUGGCACGGUUGCUCAACACAUCACCUCGGACAAAUUCAGGAAGCAUUUCUUUAGCCCACAAGUCCAGACCCAGGUGCUCUGUAUGUUUGUUUUUAAUAUUCAUCAUAUCCAAGUUCACUCUGUCUUCCUGAGCAGUGGAAGAUCAUAUUGCUGUAACUUCUUUUAAGUAGUUGAUGUGGAAAACAUUUUAAAGUGAAUUUGUCAAAAUGCUGGUUUUGUGUUUUAUCCAACUUUUGUGCAUAUAUAUAAAGUAUGUCAUGGCAUGGUUUGCUUAGGAGUUCAGAGUUCCUUCAUCAUCGAAAUAGUAAUUAAGUGAUCCCAGAACAAGGAAUACUAGAGUAAAAAGCACCUCUUUUUCACAAAACGAGUUGUGAUUUUUGUUUUAAACAAGGUGGAUCCAUGUAAACUAUUUUUCCUUUUUUUAUGAACAGGACAGUAAUUUUUCUUCUGUAUCAAUAAGAUUUAAAUUUUUAUUUCCAUUUUGGGUUAAUUUUGGUUCCUGAUGAAAAGAUAACAAUACACUAAGCAUAAAGGGGAAGUUAAUAAGUUACAGAAGGAUUACAGUGGGGGUGUGUGUGUUAAUAAUGCUUAUUAACAAGUCUGAAAUCUGACUCCUGAUUUCCACAUUUGGUAUUUUCAGAGAAAACAAGAGAUAGUCACAGCCAGGAUCAAUUCACAGUGCCAGUCCUGGAUACAAUAGGACAGUGAAGUACAAACCCUUUGUGUGGUCCCUGGAUAAUCAGUCCACACUACUGACUACCUCUUUUCUCUUAGAAAGCAGUUGGAGACAUACGUCUCAAUCUUACAUAAGAAUUCUGAGCUGGAGAUAAAAGUUUGAUGGAGGCACAGUAGGGGUCCCAGGUGGUGAAAUCACACAGGAAUAACACAUUCUAUGGGAAGAGGAAGAAGAGCCUGUAAAGCAUUUGGAGAAGGAAUGAUCAGAGACAUGGCAGGGAGGUUUAAUAGACAUGGAUAAGAAGUCCACUCACAGAAAUCCUGAAGAUGCCAAGGCUGGCAAAUAUGAAGGUAAACACAAACGAAAGAAAAAAAGAAAGCAAAACCAAAACCAGCACCGAUCCCAACAUAGAUCAGUGACAUCUUUUUCUUCAGAUGAUCCUAUGUUUCCUUCUUCCUCAUCAUCAUCUUCAGGAAGCCAGACAGAUUCAAGUAUUGAAGUAACACAGACCCUCUGUAGAAUACCCAGGAGGGAUAGGAAUGAAUCAGAGAUGCUGCCAAGGGAAAAAUUAAGAAGAAGAUAAGAGAGAAAACAAAUAAAUGGAGGGAAAAAAGAAAGGUGCGGUGAAACAUCAAUCGGCUUGGUCCACAGAUAAGCGUGUUCAACUCCCCGACGAGUGAAGUGCCUUUCACCUCCCGCCAUGAUUCUGAGGCCUCCCCAGCCAUGUGGAACUGUAAGUCCAAUUACACCUCUUUUUAUUCCCGGUCUCAGGUAUGUCUUUAUCAGCAGCAUAAAAACAGACUAAUAGAGAGGGUAUAAAGUUUCAGUUGGACAGAAUGAAUAAGUUCUGGAGAUGUACUGUACAGCAUGUUGACUGUACUUAAUAGUGCAUGGUAUACUUGAAAACUGAUAAGAGAGUAGAUCUUAAAUGUUCUCACCACACACAAAAAAUAAGUAUGUCAGGUGAUGAAUAUGUUAAUUGGCUUAAUUUAAUCAUUUCACAAUUAAACAUAUUAAAACAUCUCAUCAUGUACUAUAAAUAUAUACAAUUUUUGUUAACUACACAUUAUUGAAGCUGAAAAAAAAAACAUUUGAAACUGGAAUCUAAUGGAAUAAUUGAAUUUUUUUUUUUUUUUUGAGACAAAGUCUCCUUCUGUCACCCAGAUUGGAGUUCAGUGGCCCAAUCUUGGCUCACUGCAACCUCUGCCUCUGGGGUUCAAGUGAUUCUCCUGCCUCAGCCUCCCAAGUAGCUGGGAUUACAGGCAUCCGCCACCACGCCUGGCUAACUUUUUAAUUUUUUUUUUUAGUAGAGACGGGGUUUUACCAUGUUGGCUAGGCUGGUCUCAAACUCCUGACCUCAAGUGACCCGCCUGCCUCAGCCUCCCAAAGUUCUGGGAUUACAGGUGUGACCCACCACGCCCAGCUUAUAAUUGAUAAUUUUUCAAAAGCACUGUAAAAUAUUAAAAGAACCCAGUGCUUUGGGAAGCCAAGGCAGGACAACAUAGCAAGACCCUGUCUCUACCAAAAGUUUAAAAUGUAAAAAAAAUUUACUGGGUGUGGUGGUGCAUGCCUGUAGUCCCAGCUACUUAGGAGGCUGAGGCAGCAUGGUCACUUGAACCCAGGAGUUUGGGGCCGCAGUGAGGUAGGAUCACACCACUGUUCUCCAGCCUGCGUAGCAGAGCAAGACCCUGUCUUGAUAAAGAAAGAAAAAAACUUUAAAAAUUAAAAGGUAAAUUGAAACUGGAAAAAAAAAGUCACAAUAUAUAUAAUAGACCAAAAUUUAAUGUUUUUAAUAUUUGCAGUCUGCGAUAGUUUGGAUGUUUGUUUACUCCAACCCUCAUGUUGAAAUUUGAUCUCCAAAGCUAAAGGUGGGGCCCAAUGGGAGAUGUUUGGGUCAUGCAGGUGGCCCCUCAUGAAGAGAUUAAUGUCCUCCCUUGGGAGUGAAUCAGUUCUCACUCUUUGAGUUCCUGAGAAAGCUAGUUGUUAAAAAGAGCCUGGCCUUCCUUCUCUUGCUUUCUGUCUUGUCAUGUGAUUUCUGCACACACAGGCUCCCCUUUGCCUUCCAUCAUGAGAGGAAACAACCUGAGCUCCUCACUAGAUGCAGAUGCCAGGUCUUGAACUUUCCAGUCAUCAGAAUCAUGAGCCAAAUAAACCUUUUUAUCUUUAGAAAUUACCCAGCGUCUGGUGCUCCUACAUAGCAACACAAAAGGUCCUAAGACAAAACCCUAACAGAUUAAUUAGAGAAAGAGAUAGCCAAAAUAUUUGACGAGGUAAUUCACAUGAUAAUGCAAAUUGCCAAUACAUGUCCCUUUUCAUGUUCAAUCUUUCUUGUAAUGAAAUAAAUGUAAUUAAAAUAACAUUUUUAUCCUACCAAACUAGCAAAGAGAGAAAAAAACCAAUAUUGCUGAGGGAUCAGCUACCCCAAUUCCCUGCUGGAGUCUGAUUCCCCUCCCAAAAAAGUAGGCUGACUAUAGUGACUUGCUUGAUUAAUAGGACAAAGCAAAAAUGAUGUCUUAAAACGUCCAUAGCCAGCUUUUAACAAGCCUGUAGCUUCUGCCUGGACUGUUUGCUCUUGGAACACUCUCUGUCCUUCAGAACCCAGCCACCAUGUGUGAAAAGCCCAAGUCACAUGGAGUGGGCAAAUGGCCAGGAGGAAACAUCUGCUUCCUAUGUGGGUCAAGUUAGGGUAGCAUCCUCAGCUAAAGAAGUGUGUGUUCUUUCUUAGACGUGUUAGUCAUUCAGGGUAAAUGGACCUGAAAUAUCUCAGGAGGCAGUCAAGGCACAUGUAUUAUCCAUUCUCAGGCUGUCUGGGUUGUUAGUGGUGGUUUGUCUAUAUCAACUGGUCCAUAAAAGACAAAAAUGACAGCCAACAGAAUAACAGAGAAUGACACCUAAGAAAAUAGAAAAGAGGAAGAAAAAAUGAAUUAUACUUCUCUUUUGGAGCUCUCCUGUGAGAACAAAGCGGGGAUUGAUAUUUUUCUGGGGACCAACUGAUUGUGGCCAUCAAAAUUCUGAGUCCUGAGAGGCACACAUUUUUGGCUAUUCAGCAUUAGACAGUAAGUUAUCCUAAGUAAAAACGUCUCCAGGAAAAGAGAAGAGAAAUCAAGCACUGUGCUUUUGGUAGCUGUGGAUUUGCUAAGUUGUUCCUAGAGCAGCAUCAUGUUGCAAAAGAAGCAGUUUUCCAGGAAUCAAGAGAACUAGGUUCAUGUUACUGCCAGAGAGGCAGAGAGGCCUCUACAGCUGAUGAGAAAUGGGUGUAAAUUCUGGCUAUGCCUGCUACUCUCUUUACAACUUUGAAAAGUCAGCCAUCUAAACCUCUGCUUCUGUACCUGUAAAAUGGAGAUAAAAAUACUUGCCUCACCAUGUUGUUUGUGAGGACAAAAUGAGAUAAUGCAGGCACCAUGCUCAGCAUGUGACUUACUCACAUAGUAAGUGUCCCAAAAUGGUGGGUCAUUUUCUUGCUACUCUUGCCAGUGAUUUCCUGUUUGAUGGUGGGCAAAUUGCUUAGCUCCUGGCUACACUGGAAAGGAUGUUGCUUCCUCAUCUACCUCCCUGAGUUAGUGUGGAGGUCAAAUGAGAAAAUGAACUGAAGGAAAGCAAUGCGAUGUGGUGUUAGGUGGGAGGCAUCCAAGCUAAGCCUCAGGAAACAGAGGCUACACCAUGGGGACAGGUCACUGAGGACCCAGAGGCAAGUGAGCAAGUGGAAAGUAAGAGCACACACAUAACACAGCAAGAAGCCUUUGAACACCCUUCUGGUUCCAGGAGCUUUAUAUGCCUUGAUAUCAGUUAAUUUCCACAACCACAGUGUCGUGCAAAUAUUGUUACUCAAAUGAGAAAACUGAGACUCAGCAAAGUUAAGUAGCUGUGCCAAGGUCACACUGUUUGUAGAUGUCACAGCAGGUGCUCCAUGUCUGCAGCUGAGAGAGGAUGUGAUGGCGCAGGUCUCUUGUCCUGCCAAAGGCUAUCCUGGGCAAACCUACCAAGGGAGGCUGCUUCCGGCUGGAGAAGAAUGGUGCACUCAGAGCCCACUCUGCUCUGGUACAGGCGCUGAUCCAUGGGGAUCCCACAGCCAGCACAAUGGACUCUCUGGCUGAGCCGCCCAUGACCACCAGGGGGCCUUCACGGGACCUCUGCAAAUAAGAACAAACUUGAUUCCCAGGACCGGCUCGCAUCUGAAGAUGGCUUUAAGCCCAACGGUCAAACAUGUCACUUUUACCUGUUCUGAGGACAAGGGCAGCACCUGCACCCUCGCACUCACCUUUACUAGCUCCAGCUGCCUCCCUCCCAGUUCUACCACUUGGCACAAGAAGCAGGAAAGAAAGAGUUCCCUACAACCCAUUCCCAGACAGCUAUUUCUACCUGCUGGAUUACAAUUUUCUCAUUCUCUCUCUCUCUCUCUCCUUCUCUCUCUCUCACCCGUUAUGAAUAGUGUCCAUAACAGACACCAGAUAAUUUUCAUCCUAUGUAAUUUUAUUCUUGCAGGUUUAUAAAAAAAAGCUCAGAUCUUAUCACCCUCUCCAUCUUCUAGUUGCUAUAAAAUGAUAUUUGCAGCACUCUUGACAAGAUACAUUUUGGCCAGGCGUGGUGGCUCACACCUGUAAUCCCAGCAUUUUGGAAGACUGAGGUGGGUAGAUCACCUGAGGUCAGGAGUUCGAGACCAGCCUGGCCAAUAUGGUGAAACCCUGUUUCUACUAAAAAUACAAAAAUUAGCUGGGCAUGGUGGUAUUUUAUUUGUAAAAAAAAAAUAUGAAAAUAGCCUGCAACCCCAGCUAUUUGGGAGGCUGAGGCAGGAGAAUCGCUUAAACUGGAAGGCAGAGGUUGCAGUGAGCCAAGAUCGUGCCACUGCUCUCCACUCCAGGCUAGGCAACAGAGCGAGACUGUGUCUAAAAAAAAAAAAAAAAAAAGAUACAUCUCAUCUUCAAGCAUUUCCUGAAUGCUGCUAAGGAGAUGAUAAACAUUGAUCACAGCUGAUAAACAUCUAUGUGAUAAACUACUUUGCAACCAUCUAUCUCUAACAUAAGAUCACAUAAGGCCAUUGUAAUAGGUCCAAAGUGCAUUAAUCUAUUGAAAUGAAAUCAUUUGUGCAUGUGUUAGAGUUAAAUAGAUUCAGUUGUGCCAACAGAGAAUUUCCUGAUUUCUCCAGAAGGAAUAAUCUAAAACCAUAGUUUUCAGCCUUGGCUGCACAAUGGAACCACCUAGAAAACUUUAGAAAAACUGAUAACCUGGGUCCCAUCCCAAGUUUCUGAUUUAACUGGCCUGAGAUGUGGCCUGGGUGCCAGAUAAUCUAAUGUGCAGCGAAGCUUGAGAACCACAGAUCUAAAAGAUGAGGGAAAUUGGGCUCAAGGGCAAUGAUUAAAGAGCCAGGUCUGGACACUCCAGAGGAAGGAAGGUGAAAAGUGCUCUUCAGUGUGUUCAAUCGACUUUCAGUUACCCAUACUAAUUGAAGAGAAGACUGUCACAGACAACUGUAAGUUCUUAAACUUGAAAGUUCUUUUAUAGUUGGGAAAGCAUUUGAUCUUAUUUAAACCUCACCACAAGCCUGGGCAGUAGAAAGGUAUCUAUGCUUCUCUAAUAGAUAAGGAACAGGAGCCUCAAGAGAGUGAAUGAUUUGCAAAGAUUUAAGUGGCAGAAUAAUUUCACCAGAACUAUAAUCCAGAAUGUUCAAUAGCCUCAAAAUUCAAACAAUUUUCUAGACCGUUAAAUUCCUUUUGUCCCCCUGAGUAAGAGCAAAAUCUGCUCAUGGGUUAAAAAACCAAGCCAACCAACCAACCAAACAACAACAAAAACAGGAAACCUUUUAAGACAAGAUGGAGUGGCAGAGAAAAAACAAAAAAAACAAAACGAAAAAUUUCUCAGAAAGCAAUAAUAGUGAGCUGACUUCACAAUAGGGACAAUGAGUGACUGUCAUUUCUUCCUGUAUAUAUCUACACCUGGGCAGAAGGUUGAUAUGGCAACGGACAGUUAGACAAAAAAACUUUCUCAUUUUCCCACCCAUGAGACCUUCAGCUGGAACCUUAUUUGUCGUCUUUGAAGCAAGAAUAAAAGUAGGAUGGAAGCUUCUGCGAAUUACCUUGAUAUGAGAUUAAAGGUAAUUUUAAGGUCUUUGGAAGAACUGAGAUGAUAUUACAACAGUCAUUUUAAUAUUAAGCUAUUCAGAUUUUCAAAGAGUACAUCUUUUGACCCUUUGAGAUUUUAGGUUGCUCUCUUAGGCAGAGCUUUGGGAGCUGAUUUCAGGGUCAGCAGGGGCAUCUCAUAUAUUUUCCCAUCCACUUUCUUGUAGCAACAAUACCCCCCUUUCACUUCAUGUGGUCCUAGUGGGGCUGUGAUCUGGUGCCCUAGGUUCCCAGAAGGGCACAUGAUCCAGGCUAGGUCACUCUUAGUACCUCAUUCCCCAGCAAUAGUAACUGGUCCAAGGGUGGUAGACAUCCCAAGUAGGGGCAAUCAAGGUGUAUGUUGGUUACAGAUCAGUUACUCCAACAUCUGCAAAGAUAAACUUCAAAUCUCAGUGGUUUAACAAAUAGAAGUAUAUUUGUAAUUCACAUAAGUCCAAUAUGGCCUUCCAUGUGGUCAUUCAGGGACCCAGGCCCCUUUCAUCUUGUGACUACCCUCUCUUCUUAGGUCUCAGAGUCCUCUCCAUUCAGCCAGCAAAUGGGGAAAGAGAACAGAGAAUCACUUUUGGAAGGUUUUUAAUGGGCCAAACUGGAAUGGAGGCUUUCGUAUCUGCUCACAUCCUAUUGGCCAAACUUGGUUACAUGGCUACUGCCAAGGAAAGGGAGGCUGGAAAUGCCAUGUAGUUGUGAGUUCAGCAGAAGGAGAAGCAGGUUUGGUGACUAACUCGCCAGGCUCUGCCACAAGGUCUUACUCUGGGAUUAGUAUAUGGGUGUUGGGAGUGCUAAACUGGGGACACAUCAGCCUGAACUACCAGCAGCCAUCUUUUCUAGUUGCAGGGAGGGAUAUGAUCACACUAAAGAGGUGAUUAAGGGUCAACCACUGGCCGGGCGCGUUGGCUCACGCCUGUAAUCCCAGCACUUUGGGAGGCCGAGGCGGGCGGAUCACGAGGUCAGGAGAUCGAGACCAUCCUGGCUAACACGGUGAAACCCCGUCUCUACUAAAAAUACAAAAAAUCAGCCAGGCGUGGUGGCGGGUGCCUGUAGUCCCAGCUACUCGGGAGGCUGAGGCAGGAGAAUGGCGUGAACCCAGGAGGCGGAGCUUGUAGUGAGCCGAGAUCGCGCCACUGCACUCCAGCCUGGGCGACAGCAAGACUUGGAGUCUCAAAAAAAAAAAAAAAAAAGAGUCAACCACCACACAGAAGAAGACAGAGCUAAGAGAUGGAAAAAAAGAGAAGGAGAAGGCAAGGAAGAGAAAAGAGACUGAGAGAAGGAGGAAAAGAGGAGGAGGAGAGAGAGUACAUUCCAUUGCGCUCAGGUUUGGUCAGUAACAACCCUGAACUUCCCAAUUAUGGGUGCCAUCAGGACCAGCUACAUAAGGGCAAAAUUAAAUUUGGAGACCUUUGUUAAAAAAUCAUUAGUAAUUUCAAGACAGCAAGAGUCUUAUCUGGCUGGAAGGCUUAUGGGUAACCACACCUCUGCCCUAUUUCCUUUAUAAUUAUUACCCAUGGUGUUGUUCAGUAAAUAUUUGAUGAGUAAAGGAAUGCAUUCUUAGGUUUUUGACUACUGUCUGAGUGACAUAUCUUGAGUUACACAAACUGAAAUGAGACAUGAGCACCAUAGUGCCUCAAAGAAUGUAUAAUCUAAUGAAUGAUACAGAUGUAUCAUAAUUGCCUGAGUGUUCACUCAUCUCUUCAGUCUGCCUCUGUCCUAGGUAAGCUGUCUAUGUUGGUGUCCCUAUUCACCUAUCUGUUAAGUGCAUUUGUAAAGUACCUACUGUGUGCCGAGAAGAUGGGGACACAGAAGUAAAAGACCUACUUCCUGCACUUAAGGAUUUCACAAACUACUGGAGGCAGGGGAACAGCAAAGUGAGAGGAAGAAGCGACAGCAAAAGCAUGUGCAUUGACAUCACUUUGUGAUAAGUACAGUGAUAGAGUAGUUGGGGACUGUUCCAAGAACACAGAAAGAUCUAUAAUGCUGACAGCAUGUGGAAGGAACUCUGGCUUCCAGUUCUAGGCAGCCACAUAAUGCCCAAUCUGAAACAAAACAUAAUGCACCUCAAUCCCUGGUCAAGAUCAAGUGAGAUAACAUGAGUGAAAGCACUUUGUAAACUGUAAAGGGUCAUUAAAAUGUUAAUAAAAGAGUUUCUUGAUGACAAAGCCUUUUCUGUCCACAGCAAUAUUAUUGGGCUGGCUUAUUUGGAUAAAGUACACAUUUCCCCUGUUCCUUUUACAGUUUGGAGACUUUUUUUUUUUUUUUCCCUAGUGGCUUGAUUUCUUUUCUACUAAGGAGAGGCUAACUUCUACUGUAUCCCCCUUUGCCUUGGAUUCUAGAGAGGCCUAUGGCCGUGAGCAGGUGCCAGAAGUGGCUUCAAAGCAGUUAGCUGCAGUGCUCAGUUCACAUAGAGAGGAACAGCUUGUUCCUGGAAUGUAAUUUUCCCUGAAUCAAAUCCUAGCUGAGUUGGGAGACUGAGCUGGAAAACUUCCAAGUUUUACUGCAGAGCUUUAAGAAUAUUGUGUUUGUUUCAACAAGGGAAUUGUAACUGGAAUGCGAUACAAUAAAAUGUUUUAGAAAACACUUCCCAACCUCUAUUGGCUUGUGAACACCUUUUACAGUUAUAUAAAAACUUGCACAUUUUUAGAAGCUUAAAUUAUUAUUUUUGCCUUGAAUAUGAUAAAGAAAUAAUUUUUGUUUUUGUCUUUAGCACCUUAAUAUUAUAAUGCUAAUUUGAUGCAAUAUGUAAUAAUAUUUGUAAAGGGAAAUAGAUGUCAAUUUCCCCUUUUAACAAAUGAGUCAAGGUAAUAAAUCAAAAUAAUUUUCUAAAAAUAA
This is a messenger RNA of Gorilla gorilla gorilla (western lowland gorilla), 14962 nucleotides long. It is a transcript of the gene TRAF5, whose product is annotated as TNF receptor associated factor 5. The coding region runs from base 80 to 1942 and encodes 620 amino acids. The record is from RefSeq and is a predicted model, not a curated record. Gene Ontology annotation, cellular component: plasma membrane signaling receptor complex; cytoplasmic side of plasma membrane. Gene Ontology annotation, molecular function: tumor necrosis factor receptor binding; thioesterase binding; zinc ion binding. Gene Ontology annotation, biological process: positive regulation of canonical NF-kappaB signal transduction; regulation of apoptotic process; signal transduction. NCBI's taxonomy places the organism in Eukaryota, Metazoa, Chordata, Mammalia, Primates, Hominidae. The transcript has 17 exons.